Messenger RNA from Apis mellifera (honey bee), 5623 nucleotides. Its product is annotated as homeotic protein empty spiracles. Bases 1000 to 2349 code for a protein of 449 amino acids. The transcript has 3 exons. Gene Ontology annotation, biological process: neuron differentiation; central nervous system development; regulation of DNA-templated transcription. The record is from RefSeq and is a predicted model, not a curated record. Gene Ontology annotation, molecular function: DNA-binding transcription factor activity, RNA polymerase II-specific; DNA binding. Lineage: Eukaryota; Metazoa; Arthropoda; Insecta; Hymenoptera; Apidae.
UUUGCUCAAACACUAGCAAGCUCUCGUGCCAGAAACAUCCGUCAGAGAGCCCGUGUCUGCUGGAGUCUCGAGAUUACGCUUCUAGCGGGGUCCAGCACCAGUUGGCUCUGCUUCUUUUUUUUUUUUUUCCCCCCUUCGACAACACUCUCGCGCGCUCUCUCGUGCGGUUCCAUAUACCUUCUCGGCCGGUGUAAAUUUGGUGCGCCCGCGGGCAAACAGCUCGACGGAUGGAAGAGGCGCGGUCCCGUGAUAUCGCAGUGUGUGUCGGCCGUGUGAGCUAACCGCUUCGUUGGUGCCCUCUCGUUACGUUACGUUACAGUGGUGACAUUUUUUUCGACUCGUCGGGGGAUCAUCGCUUCGGGACGUUCGUUUCGGUGAUCUCUUGAGUGACAGUUUUCCAGCUUUUUAUUAUUCUUUUUCAACGAAUCGUGCAACGACGACGAGGAGGAGGAGAAUGACGAGCGACGAUUGGUGACGAUUCCUUUGUUUUUGGGGGAACUGAACAAUGUUUCGAUGAGAAGUAGUAGAAAGAAAAGUAAAGUAAAAAACUUUCGUCUCGUUGAAAGGAGGAAGCGUUAGUUUAGUGUGCGACAGAUAGAACGACGUACGGGCAUAGAACGAUGCGCUUGUUUAUAUCCGACCGAUAAUUCUACGAGUUUACACACACACGCGCACACGCGCGCGCGCACACUCCACAUCCCAGGAAGGAAAAGGACUGUACAAAAAAGAAAUUGAGAGAGACGAAAAGAGAGGGAAGAAAACGAAACGAAAAAAGAGGAGAGUUAACAGUGCGUGGAUAAAACCAGUGCGUUCAAAGUGUUCUCGAGGGGUAGUAGUAGUAGUAACCCGUGGCUGGACGUUUGGCAGGCAAGCGUUCUCGGUCUGGUUAAGGAGCCGGGGCCGAGGCGGGCGCAGGCAUGCGGCGGACCUGACUCGGCCGAGCUACUAGCCUGUUGCAGAAGUGGCCAAUCCAUCAGCCGGGCGUACGAUAAUCGUACGAUGAUGCCGCUCGCGCCGACGCCAAUUGUUCCUGUGCCCUCGAAGCCGAAGAUCGGCUUCAGCAUCGACUCGAUCGUGGGCGGCGGUGGGCAGGGGCGGGAUGACCGUUUGGACCGUUUGGAGCGGGUCGAGAUCGAGAGGGACGAUGGAAGCCCGAUGGACGUCGUCGAGGGAUCCUCGUCCCCUCGCGCGCGCAGGGUCGCCACGAGAUCGCCCGGCGCCCAUUCCGAGGGAUCCGACCGUCCCGUCUCCCGCAGCUCCUCCGUCGAGUCUUACCCCAACUCGCGGAGGACCCCGUCGCAUCCCGGCACCCACCAUCACCACCACGCCAACCACCACGCCAACCACCACCAUCAUCUGUCGGCCGCGACCCACCUCGACUUCGGCCGGGCAACGGUGCACAGCCACAGCGGGGGCUCGACCCCCGACAACAGCCCGAGCCCCCCUCACAGGAUAUCGCACGGGGACUCCCCGGUAGGCGCCCACCCUCAACCGCCGCCCGGGGUCGUCAGGCCGAGCCCCAACUAUCUCGCGCCCCCGCCCGGCGCCGCGACCGCGGCCGCUGUCGCCGCCGAGCAAUUGAAGUCCCUUUACGGGCUGCCCGGCCACGGGCCGGCCGGGCCCCAAACCGGGCAAACGGAGUACCAUACGCAACAGCAGUUAGCCCUUGCCGCGAAUUUGGCGGCUGCCCAACAUUUCCAGGCUGCCAAUCUAGCGGUGGCCCUCCAGGCGCAUCAUGGCGCGUCGCCCCACGGCCCACCACACGGCCCGUAUCCCCAUGGCGGUGCGCCUGGCGGGCCCCAUCCGCCGCCGCAUCCUCAUCAGCCGCCCAGGGACAGCUAUCCGCUCUACCCUUGGCUCCUCUCCAGGCACGGAAGGAUCUUCCCUCACAGAUUUCCCGGAGGUCCCGACAUACCGGGCUUUCUCCUCCAGCCAUUCAGGAAGCCGAAGAGAAUAAGGACGGCCUUCAGCCCCAGUCAGUUGCUGAAGCUGGAGCACGCGUUCGAGAAAAAUCACUACGUCGUCGGCGCGGAGAGGAAGCAGCUGGCGCAGGCGCUCUCGUUGACGGAAACGCAGGUGAAGGUAUGGUUCCAGAACCGACGGACGAAACACAAGCGGAUGCAGCAAGAGGAGGAGGCGAAAGCGCAGCAGCAGUCCGGGGGCGGUGGAGGCGGAGGUGGCGGCGGCGGCGGAGGGGGCGGGAACACGAACAACAAUUCCAACAAUAAGAACACCCAUCACGUGAGCAAAUGGCAACAGGAGACCGGAGAUUAUCACCACGAGGAGGAGGAGGAAGAGGAGCACAUCGAUCCGGAGGCGGAGGAGUGUUCUAGCGGCUCGGAGGCGUAGCUAGACGUUCUCUGCCUGGACUAAGGUGCCAGGAAUUGCGUCUGACCGACGAUGUUGCUCGAAUUUGCGGCAACCGAUCAUGAUCGAAUACGAAGGGAAGGCAUGAAGAGACAGAGAGAGAGAGAGAAAUAAAAGAACCUUUUGGAUUUUCGCACUGUGCGAUGGAAUCGCCGGAAUUGCGCCCGUGUACAAAAUUUGGAAUUGCGGGGGUGUGAAGCUAAGGAACAUCUAGAGAGAAGAUGUAUCUAACAAAGUCGAGAAUUUCUUUUUUUUUUUUUUUUUUUGGAAGGAUCGCGAUUUGGAAUUGCCGGAGAAGGAAUUUUUUUUUUUUUCUUAUCGUGAACGUCAUCCAAAGAACGUCGCAGUGAAGUGUUAGAGAGUUUGAAAAGAUUGGGGAUAAACAAGAGAAGGGAAGAACUUUCGGCUUGGAAUUGCCGAACGUUAGUGCGAAGUGAUGGAAAUCGAAAAAUUUGCUUGCCGAUCGAGCAGGAAUUGUAUAAAAGAAAUUGUCGAAUAGUGAGAUCGCGCGUGUGUCACAAUCUUGGUAAGUGAGUGUUGCGCGAGGAUCGAUCGUCUUCUGUAAUUCAGCUCGAACAGAGUUCGACAGAGACUUCUGGAAUUGUCGAAAUUCCGAAAAAAAAAACGCAUCGAGGGAAGAAAGAACGCAACGGAACGAAAGCGGCGGAAGAGAAGAGAAGAGAAGAGGCUAGAGAUGUAACGGAAAGAGAGAAAGAACCGGAAGCAACGACAAUCGAGAGGAAUUGUCGAGGAAUUGCGCGAGAAUUCCAAAGAUUUGAACGAGCGAACGAGCAUUGAACACGCGUUAGAGAUAAAUGGCCGCUCGUUGAUCGUUCGAUCGAGGAAUUGCCGAUUUUUCUCCAUCUCCAUAGAUCGGCAAUUCCAUUUUAACCGUCAUUGGACGUAAGACUGCGUUGGCAUCCCUGCGUUGGCAAGACUGACAUAGCUCACCCGUGUUCCCUCCUCGUCGUAAGAGAAAAAAGGGAAAAAAAAGAAAAAAAAAACACGCGACCAGACUUUCCAGACGAUCGAAGGAGGAAUUGCGCAAAGUUUUUCGAAAGUUUUGUGCGCGGAAGCUGGAUUAAUGGAGGCAUUGUUUCCCCUUGGAGCCGAGGCCAAAUGGAUCGGUUUCCGGCGGAAGCUUCGAGCAACGGUGAAACGUUGAAACGUUUUUCGAGGAAGCUCGAUCGAUCUUUCGAACUUUUUCCAACCAUUCUCGUCUCGAAUGGAAUUGCGCUACUCUCGAUACCGAUAAUCUAAUUUCUCCCGGUGUUUUUCUUUUCUCCAUAGUUCCUCGAUCGAUUCGAAGAGAGAAUAUGUUCCUUGGGAAUAUAUUUCGAGGAUAUUCCUCUCGGAAUAUUUUUAAUAAACGGAAAACGGAUCGAACAGAUCAGACGGGUUUCCCAAAUCCUCCUCCUGACGGAUUUAUUAAUAUAUCGCGCGUUCACGCGCCUUCUUGCCAUAAAAAUCUCUGAUGGCGGAGCACAAUUUGCUCGUGUACAUAUAAAUAAAUGAAUAAAUGAAUGAGUAAAUAAAUAAAUAAAUAAAAUAAAAUAAAAUAUCGAGAAGAAUCGUAGACUGUGAUCCGUGGUGGAUCAGGCGUCUUGCGUUUCGUUGUUGAAAGGAUCGAAACGGAACGACGUGGUAUUUGCGUAUGUGCGUGAGUGUACGUGAGCGAGUGUAUGCCUGUGUGUGUGUGUGUGUGUAUCUGCAAAUCUGUAAAUAUAAAUUCGACGUGGAGAAGCGCGUUUUGAUCAGUUUUGGAAGAAGUGAUCGAGGAUUCGUGAUGAUUACGUUAGAGAGAAAGGAAUAAGAGGAAUAAUACGAGCGCUUGUCGAUGAUUGGGGCGACCUACGCACACUGAAAUACGCGUUUCAAUUUCUACGUUUCGUGAAAUCAAACAGCCUAAAACGAAAUAAAACUUGAUAUUUGAUUCGAGACGAAAGAAGGUAAAGAAAGAGAUUAAAUAAUCCCUUGGAUGGAAAUUUUCACCGACUCUUCAAACACUCUUUUUCUUUUAUUCCACGACUUUUAACAAUAUUAGAACUUUCAUCCAAUUUGGAAAUUAUUUCUACGAAUUCAUCGCAUAAAAUAGAUCGGGACCACAUUUCCUUCAUCAAAUCGAAUCGAAACGAGGAAGAUUAUCCAAGAAACAGUGUUCGAAUCCUUUUAUCGUCGUACGAUCAAAAAAUAAUCCAAUUCACGAAUUCAUAAAACUUAGAAAAUCGAUCUUUCGAUCAAUUGCUAAAUUGGAAAGAUUUCAUCAGUGUGCGCGGACCGCCGAUAAAGCGAGCGAUGGAAAAAGAAAGGAUGAAAAAAAGACAAAAAGAAAAAAAAGAAAGGAAAACAUGAGAGUGCCAAACUUCGUAAAAACCCUCUCCUCUCUCCACCUCCCCUUCCCUCCCCCCUUUUAGAAAGCGAAAAGAACAAGAGGAGGAGGAGGAGGAGGAGGAGAAAAACUCCCCUUUACUUGUAAAAAGAAGAAAAAGAAAAAAAACUCUCGUACUUGCGAAUUGUAUUCAACUCGUCGUUGUCCCACGAGCGACCAGUAUUCCCCUCCCCCCUUCCCUCCUUCCCUCCCCUCUUCCCCUCCCCUCGUGUAUUGAAAUCGAUGUCUGACGAUGUAACGAUUGAAUUUAAAUUAUUAAUUAAUCGAUCGAUUAUAUUUCGCGCGACGAGGGGGGCGAGCGUGACGCCCCCUUCCCUCCCCUCUCCCCCUCCCUUUCCCCCCUCCACGAGAAACGAUCGUUCCCGAGAAAUCAUCGUUUUCUUCUUUCCUUUUCUUCUCUCUUUUUUUUUUUUUAAAUCGUACUCGUACUCCCCUCUAAUCCCCUCGGGAAUCGAGCGUAUCGAUCGGGAUCGAUUCCGUUCGUUCGAUCGCCCGGAGGAGGGAGGGGGGAGGGUGAACAGAUUCGAAUCGAACGCCAUUGAGAGCGUACACGAAUACACGAAUACACGAACAUACGAACACACGAAUACGCAUAACACAUACACACGUUUGGAUGGAUCUGGUGUGAUUCCUCGGCGAACGAUCGGCCCCCCCUUCUUUCCCCACGCCCGACCGGUCCCGGUGUUUUUUUUGUAAAUAACGUUGUACAUAAGAAGAAUUGUGAUUUUACUCGACGUGCAAAAAAAAAUAAAAAAUAAAAAAUAAAAAAAGGCGUAGGAUUGUACGGUAAUACGGAUGAAUCAGUUCGUGUUCUAAAAAACGAAAUAUAGCGAGAAAAAAUAAAUUAUAUCAUCUCUUCACGACAAA